CCUCAAAUCUGCACCGAAGAUUUCGUGUCACGUGCCGCUGUGUCAUGACGCUCUCCCCCAAAGAGGUCAAACCCAUCGAGAUUGACCAAGCGAAAAAAACACUGAUGGAAAUAUAUGGAAACCCAACUUUCAAAGGCAUGGACGUCCCUAACCCUAACCUGCAAGGCGCUGCCUCGAUUCCAGACAGUCAGCAGGAGCUGCCUGCGCGCUCCAUGCACGACAGUUACCAGGAGCUGGUCAUCCCCCUGGGCCACAACACCUCCCUCCGCGAGAACUACAUGACAGUGGCACAGCGAAUUCGUUUUGGCAGAAUUCUGGAGGAUCUGGACUUGUUUGCGGUUCUUAUUUGCUACACUCAUAACCUGAUACCCGGUGGCCAUCGUGUGCCCCUUCCCACCGUAACGGCUUUAGUGGACCGUAUUGAGCUCCUCGAAUACCACCCGUCGCCUUAUAAGGACCUGCUGUUGUGCGGACAGGUGACCUGGGUAGGCACUAGUUCCAUGGAGGUCACCAUGGAAGUGAGACAGGAAGACCACAGCCUACUGCAGAAGGUCAUGACUGCUCGCUUUGUCAUGGCCGCACGCCAUCCCAUCACUGAGAAAGCAGCUAUGGUCAACCCCCUUAAGCCGGAUGGACCAAGAGAAGAAUACCUCUACAAGCUAGGAGAGAGUUUACUUAUGUACUUCUAUAUGUGCACUGCUUCAGGAAGCAAAAUAGAGCGAAACAAGAGAAUGCAGAUGUCCUUGAUGAAAGUGCCACCUAGUGAUGUCGAGAGAGAUGAAAUACAUCAGCUGUAUCUUCAGACUACGCCCAAAGAAAACGAUGCCUUCGAGACAACUCAACCGGAAAACGCUGUGUGGAUGAAAGACACAAAGCUGAUGAAUAUGGUCAUCUGCCAGCCAGAGGAGCGGAACAUGUACAACAGAAUCUUUGGCGGUUUCCUGAUGAGAAUGGCGUGCGAGCUGGCCUGGGCCAACGCGUCCAGAUACUGCAGAUCUCGAAGCCUCGACCUGGAGAUUCUCGAUCACGUGAUCUUCCUGAAUCCAGUGGAGAUUGGUUCUUUGUUGUUACUCUCCUCCAAGAUCGUGUACACAGAGAGCAAGACCAUGCAGGUGAAAGUUCAUGCUGAGGUGUUGGACCCAGAAACGACAAGCACGAAAACUACCAACUAUUUCUUCUUCACUUUCAACGGCCCGAAUGAUGUGCCACGAGUAUGGCCACACACAUACGAAGAGUUCAUGCUGUAUCUGGAAGGAAAGCGACACAUCAAGUAUCCAGACCUCACUGCUGUCGAAGAGGUGUCGGAACAGCAUCCUGUCUGAUUUGGAUCGACAACACUACUCAGGCUGCUCCUACUUCGAUAAUGUCAACGCUCAUGAGGAUGCCCAAAACUGUUAGCCAGUGGGGAAAUGAAAAAAAAACUGCAAUAAACUAAGAUGCAGUGCACAGCAUCUCAUUUUCCUCUCUCGAUAUGAUGAAAAUAAAAUUGUGUAAUAUACGCUUGUCGGCUGUGCCUUACUGGUGCCCUCGGGUUUUAAUAAUAAUAAAAAUAUCCCCAUGUCAUCUUUUGUACUAAUUAGCCAAUGGAAAGUGUCUGCGUUGUAGGGUCAUUCGAUUAUAUGGACAUCACGA
Messenger RNA from Pomacea canaliculata, 1632 nucleotides. RefSeq names its product acyl-coenzyme A thioesterase 9, mitochondrial-like. Gene Ontology annotation, cellular component: mitochondrion. Gene Ontology annotation, molecular function: fatty acyl-CoA hydrolase activity. Bases 45 to 1322 code for a protein of 425 amino acids. NCBI's taxonomy places the organism in Eukaryota, Metazoa, Mollusca, Gastropoda, Architaenioglossa, Ampullariidae. The transcript has 13 exons. The record is from RefSeq and is a predicted model, not a curated record. Gene Ontology annotation, biological process: acyl-CoA metabolic process.